GUCUCGUUCAGUUUGCUUCUAAUAAAGUUAAAGUUGUCAAUAUGACUGGUCGUGGAAAGGGCGGAAAGGGAUUGGGAAAAGGAGGAGCGAAGCGUCAUAGAAAAGUUCUUCGUGAUAAUAUUCAAGGAAUUACGAAGCCUGCUAUCCGUCGUUUGGCUCGCAGAGGUGGCGUCAAACGUAUCUCCGGUCUCAUUUAUGAAGAAACUCGUGGCGUCCUGAAGGUCUUUCUUGAAAACGUCAUCCGUGAUGCAGUAACCUAUACUGAACACGCAAAGAGGAAGACUGUUACAGCCAUGGACGUAGUCUAUGCUCUCAAACGCCAAGGACGUACCUUGUAUGGAUUUGGUGGUUAAUUCUCAUCGACCUCGACUACGCUUCUUCAGAAAAAAUGGCCCUUUUCAGGGCCGCAAUUUACUUACAACGUAAUUGGAGCACGUUCGAUUCCUAAAAUUCUCAUUUCCCCUUUAAGAUGGUUGAGCAUAAUAUAUAUAUAUAUAUAUAUAUAUAUUAAUAUUUAUUCAUAAAAAUAGUUCAUUCUUUCUUAGUAUCCGUUAGAAAUAAAUAUAGAUGGUGAAUGUAAGGACGCCAUGAAGAAAAAAGAAAAAUUUAUAAUUAUUUUUAUACGGAGAUAGAAAUCCAUGUACUAUCAAGAAUAACCAUGGAGAAUGUUAAUAUUUUUUCUGCUUAAAUGAUUUUAUUCAAAUAAGGAAAAGUACCACCAUGUUCAUAUUAUACACGAAGCGUCGUUUCUUAGUUGCAAGCCGUAUAUUUCACGUGUCGGCCAUAUUGUUAGUUCGCAACUUAGUUCACGAGUUUCAUGCGAGAUGGCGCCAAAUACACUAUUCUAAAGCACCAGAAAGUAUGUCUAGGGAAGAUGCUAAACCUUACUCUUAUGGAAAAUAAUAAUUUUAAUUUAUCCUAUUUCCAACCCAUGUGUUCCAAUAUACUUCAUUUCUGAUGAAUCGAAGGACGAGAAACGGAAACAUCGUGUCUCUAAGGCUGUAAUUUUUGAAAAAUAAGAAACACGGCUUAUUAAAAAAAAAUCAAUAUAUCAAAGAAGAAAUAUUGAAUGAUCAAUAAAUAUUAUGCUCUUGAAUAACGCAUUUCGAUUAUAAUCAUCUACUAAUCAGGUAAUAAUAAUCGCCUUUUUGUUGUAAUUUCACGUAAAUGCCUGAAUUCGAAAAUCGUUUAUAGCGCAAUAUCGAUGGGAAACCUUGAAUGAAUAAAAAGUUACGCGAAGCUUGGUCUGGCUUGUUUAUCCGAUAACCAUAAACUUUAUAUUGGACGCACUCAUUCCAACGUUCUUUCGACUAUGUUUUUUUCCCACGUUUCCGAUCUUUAUUUCCCUCAUUCGUUUUUUCUCCCAUUAUUUCUGAAUAUCGAGGAAAUGGAGCUCGAUAAUUCUUGGUUAUCGAAGUUUCCAAUAAUCCAUUUUUAAAAACGCAGCUGUUGAUACGUAAAACUUUAUUACGGCAAA
Cephus cinctus (wheat stem sawfly) is the source of this 1477-nucleotide messenger RNA. Its product is annotated as histone H4. Gene Ontology annotation, biological process: nucleosome assembly. Gene Ontology annotation, molecular function: DNA binding; protein heterodimerization activity; structural constituent of chromatin. Gene Ontology annotation, cellular component: nucleosome. NCBI's taxonomy places the organism in Eukaryota, Metazoa, Arthropoda, Insecta, Hymenoptera, Cephidae. Bases 42 to 353 code for a protein of 103 amino acids. The transcript has a single exon. The record is from RefSeq and is a predicted model, not a curated record.